This is a messenger RNA of Clonostachys rhizophaga, 2427 nucleotides long. NCBI's taxonomy places the organism in Eukaryota, Fungi, Ascomycota, Sordariomycetes, Hypocreales, Bionectriaceae. The record is from the annotation of a GenBank genome assembly.
AUGAAAGCCUCAACAUUUUUUUCGGGCUUGAUUGCCCUCGUAGCUCCGGCUAUGGCGCAGAGCACCACAUCCUAUGUCGAUCCUAAAACCUCGAUCACUUUCCAACAGUUCAGCGAUUCCAAAACUGGCUACACAUUUGGAAUUGCGCUUCCGAAAAAUCCCACUACUGAUUUCAUUGGUCAAAUUUCUGCUCCCAUUACGGAAGGAUAUGCCGCCGCGUCAAUGAGCUCGUCUAUGGCCAACUCGUAUCUGAUCGUGGCCUUCCCAUCUGGCGAGUCUGUUUCUGCCUCCAUCCGACUGGCCACUGGUUACACCAACCCAAGUGUCAUCACUGAUGCCGGUAUCCAACUGAAGGAGAUUCCUUCGGGAACGUUUGUCAACGCAACGAGCUUCACCUACACCUUCCUUUGCUCGGGCUGCAUUUCCGGCGACAAGGCUUUCGACCCAACUACUGAGACUGGUGUUAUGGGCUGGGCCCUCAGCACCACCGCACUCACUGAUACUUCAUCUGCUUCCGCGACACUGAACUACCACGGUGCUGGAUUUGGCGGCUUCGGCGUGAAACUGACCGAAGCUCAGUCCGCAGACUACGAUACUUGGGCGAAACUGGCGACCGGCACGACCCCCACGAAUCCCGGUGGUGACACCCCAACGAACCCUGGCAACUUCACCACAAUCAUCUCCAACGUUACAUACGACUACAUUGUCGCCGGUGCAGGCGCCGCUGGAAUCAUCGCUGCCGAGCGUCUCGCCGAGUCGGGUGCCUCCGUCCUUCUGUUGGAGAGAGGCAAGGAGUCGCUGUACUCGAGCGGCGGACGCUCCGUGAUGGACUGGAACGACACUACCACGCAGUACGAUGUCCCCUCGAUGGCCUACUACCUCAGCAAGGCCGCUGACACGACUGAGUACUGCACAGACACGGCCAGCCAGGCGGGAUGUAUUCUUGGAGGAGGCACUGUCGUCAACGCAAUGAUGUUUGUCCGUCCCAGAGCCGCCGACUUUGACGACAAGUGGCCAUCGGGAUGGAAAUGGGCCGACGGCGUCGAGACUGCAGCUGGAAGGCUGUAUGAACGCACACCAGGCACAAUCAUGGCUAGCAAGGACGGUCAGAGAUACGACCAGGGCGCUUGGGACGUGCUCUCCAAGUGGCUUUCUGGCAUCGGCUUCUCAGAGGUGAACACGCUUGAGGAACCGGAGAAGAAGCAUGCCAUCUACAGCAGGCCCCCGUGGAUGAUCAACAAUGGUCUCCGUGCCGGCCCCGUCCGUGACUACCUGCCCCUUGCAAAGGCCCUACCGAACUUCACGCUGCAGCUGAACAGCAAGAUGCUCCGCGUUAUUCGCAACGGGACUGCCGCUACUGGUGUCGAGGUUGAGACCAGCAUCACGACCCGACAGAUCAUCAACCUCAAGACUGGAGGUGCCGUUGUGCUUGCAUCUGGCUCACUGUCCACGCCGCGCAUUCUGUUCAACAGCGGCAUUGGCCCAGCAGCGCAGAUUCAAACCGUGUCCAACGGCACAACCAAGAUCACUCUGCCACCCCAGGCCGACUGGAUCGAGCUGCCUGUCGGUCAGAACCUGCAGGACCACCCCAUCUAUACCGUCUCUUUCCAGACGAAGCAGCCCCUGCAGGCUCUCAACUCUUCGUCUUUCACUAGCCCUAGCCAGACCGACAUUGAUCUAUUUGCCCAGGGCUCCGGUCUCCUUGCCCAAUCUGGCCAGCGCCUCAACUUCUGGACCACGGUCGAGGGCUCGGACGGCAUCACGCGUUCAAUCCAAGGAACCUGCAACUCGCCCUCCAGCGACACCGUCCGCAUGAAGAUCUACCUGACCCACGGCCUCACGUCCAAAGGCAGCCUGGCCAUCACCAGCUCCGGCGCCACCACAUUCUCCAAGGAUCCGUACCUCAACACGGCAGAGGACCGCGAGGCCGUGCUGGGCUUCAUGCAGCAGCUGAUUGACUACUCCGGCAAGGCUAACAGCACCAUCAGUCUGGCCUCCAACGUCACUGCCGAGAGCCUGAUCAAGGAUCUGUCUCCCGGAGCUCACUUUAUUGGAACUGCUAGGAUGGGAAGCUCCAACGACGGUGAGAGCGUGGUGGACACCGACACCAAGGUCUGGGGCAUGGACAACCUGUUUGUCGUGGACGCCAGCAUGCAUCCCGACCUGCCGACCGGCAAUACGCAAGCCAUUGUCAUGGUUGCUGCCGAGCAUGCUGUUGAGAAGAUCCUCGCGAGUGGGAAUGGAAGUGGAAAUGGCACCGGCAAUGGUAAUGGAAGCACCCCAACCCCAACCCCCGUUACGACGACAGCUUCAGCUACCACGCCGACCGCCACCACUACUGCCACCACUCGUCCUUCUUGCAAGAGCAAGAGGAGGGUGAAGAAGAGGGCUCUGAAGUGGAGUGAGAUAGAUGGGCUGAAGAUUUGA